AUGCCUAUGCCUUCAAAGCAACAAUUAUUGCUGAGGCUUGCUAAGCGAGAGAACCACAGCUGGGACCAUCUCCUUGGUGUAUGGAAUGCCAUAUAUGACUUCUUCAAACCGAUACUAGAACGAGAGAUCCUUGAUCUUGAAGAGAAUGGCACAUGGACGAGACUCGGAAAAAUGCGCAACAAACCAAACUUCCCUGAGGAACAAGUGUUGGCUGCGAAACUUUCGAAGAAACAAGUCCAAAGCAUGAUAGGAAGUGUUAUCUUGCAUAUUACAAACAAGGAGUUGGAGGACCGAUUUGAAACUCUCAGUCUAUCGACAAAUCGUGAAGAAGAUGGUGAUGCCUUGAAUGACACUUUUCAGAUUGCCUCUGCACACCAGCCAGCAGAACUGGGGAUUUCAACGACAGUUCUUCCAAAGCAGCAGUGUUUUUCAAGACUUGCUGAAUCUCAGGAUCGCAAAUGGGAUGAUCUUUUGAACGCAUGGGAUGCAGUAGAGACUUCAGAAAUGGCGAUGCAAAUACUAUUACCUUGGGAACAAGUGGUGGCUCUCAAUCUCUCGGCUGAUGAAGUCAAUCUUUUGAUGAGAAGUAUUUGCUACCAUAUUGCAACCAUGGGGUUUGAGCUUGGUCAAGGUCUUCAUGAGACUGUCAGUCUGCCAGUGAAGCGCUCAAGAGAUAAAGAUGCGUCAGACAACGAUUUUGAGAUUGUCCAUACCCCUAAACCGGUCCCCAAACGAGCAAGAGCCGAUCCGGAAAGAAAAUGCCUACCAAUAACGACAAAAGUAUACUUUAUGGAAGAAGACAACGAGGACAUCCGCACUGGAAUCAUGGUCACUCUCCUAUCGAACGCAAACCCAGAGAACGAUCACCUCGAUAUCAAGACACUCCGCUACGGCAACGCAACCCGUCACCUUGCCAAACGAGGCACCUUCAAAAAGCACAAGCAUCAACUGUUCUAUUACGAUUUGGAGAAUCCUAGAGUAAGGAUCAACGUUGACACAGCUGCCUCAUUCCGUGCCGCUGUGGAAGAGAUGGCCGCCUAUCGACAGUCGGAGCCUCGCAUUCAGUUUUGCUUUCGGGAGAAAGAUGCGUUGACAGGUAGCACAAAUACACCAAUUACCCCAGUCUCGGACGCAAGUUUUCAGCCACCAACAGGGCCUAGAUCGUGGUAUUCUACCGUGAACAGAAAGAUCGAUUUUCGCAGUAGUAAUCCGCGAUACCCACACUGA
Talaromyces marneffei is the source of this 1227-nucleotide messenger RNA. RefSeq lists its product as uncharacterized. The record is from RefSeq and is a predicted model, not a curated record. NCBI's taxonomy places the organism in Eukaryota, Fungi, Ascomycota, Eurotiomycetes, Eurotiales, Trichocomaceae. The transcript is spliced from 3 exons. The coding region runs from base 1 to 1227 and encodes 408 amino acids.